This is a messenger RNA of Suillus bovinus, 1400 nucleotides long. RefSeq names its product YqcI/YcgG family-domain-containing protein. NCBI's taxonomy places the organism in Eukaryota, Fungi, Basidiomycota, Agaricomycetes, Boletales, Suillaceae. The coding region runs from base 258 to 1181 and encodes 307 amino acids. The transcript is spliced from 3 exons. The record is from RefSeq and is a predicted model, not a curated record.
CGCCCAGUGAAUCAUUUGCGUGCCGUCAUCCGAGGCCUACAGUCUGUUUCACAAGGCAAUAAUUUGACCUUGAGUUGUAACGAUGCUUCUCAGUUGGACAACAAAUCAGCAUCGUCCGAGUUGGACUUUGAGACCUAUAAAAACUCUGCCAACAUUACCAGACAUUCCUCAGUACAUUCCUCAGUACAUUCCCCAGUUCUUCAACUUUCAGCACUUCAGCUUCCAGCACUCCAACUUUCAACACCCCAAUUUCAAUCAUGUUCAACGUCUAUGCUCUAGCUGCACAGCUCAUUGGCGGCGUUUUGAUUAUACUUCUUGCCAAUGUUGUCUCGAUGAAAUCUCGAGGUGUACCGAAGACGCUCCGUGAUACAUUAUCCUCCAUUAUUGAUUUUAUUCAAGCUGUAUUUGGUGGUAAACGAAACGACCAACAGAGUGUUCCUUUGACAAGAGCCCAAGUCACUGCUGCAUAUCCACAAGGAACGUGGCAGCGUAAUGCUUACGAAGACUAUAAGGCAGUUCUCCUCGAUGAAGAAUUAAUAUUCCCCUGCAUCUACGCUACAAAGGGCUUUAAAUCAGACGACCAGCUCUAUUUGUUCAUCGACUCAGACGACCUUUCAGACCCACGCCAUAUCCGCACCAUUGCCAAGGGGCUCUCCACAUACCUCCCUCAAGCUCACCAGCUUGGCCCCAACACCUCCCUCGUUCUUCUUGCCAAACAAAAUGAGAACAACACACGAACAGUAGAGGAAUACAAUACUCUGUUCUGGGAGCUCCUCAACGGUCUCGCCAAGCUUGAUGAAAAACCCUGGCCUUCAAGUGUACCCCGCGACAUUGACACAGAUAGAUGGUGCCUCUGCUUUGGCGGAGAACAAUUCUUCACUGUCAUCCAAACCCCGGCCCACCAAGUGAGGCGCACGCGUUAUGCGCCGGGCCUGACCAUGGUCUUCCAGCCAAAGUGGAUUUUUGACAUUCUCUUCAGCACUGAUGCAAAGCGCGCGGGUGCACUUGCAAAAGUUCGCGCCCUCCUCGCCAAGUACGAUCCCAUCCCUGUCAGCCCCGAGCUGAAGAACUACGGCGAUGAAGGAUCGCGGGAGUCCAAGCAGUACUUCUUGCUGGAUGAAAAUGUUCCGGCGCCAUGUCCAUAUGAAAGACUCAGUGACUCUGAGGUGAUUGCCGCGUAAAGGUGAGGUGAUGGCCCCCGGUCAACCAGUUGCCUCCCACUAACCAUCUUCGCAGUAAAUUGCAACAUCGUAGUUCUUUAAAUUUGGAAUUUAGUAGGCGGCAGGUUUGACCUUCUUGUAGUACUACUUCUUACCCGAUAGCUUGAAUUUGUGUUUUGUAACUUUUGUUUCCGACUUGUGUUAAUUAGAGAUGUGCUAAGAUGCAUGAUGUGAUGAUCG